AUGCAGCGCAUGAUUGUACUGAGCGGCAGUCAUGAUGUUGCUAUCGUGAAGGUGCCCCAUGUUUACACACAAGUGCAUAUUUCUGGUCGGCACAACACGCUCAUCUCGGCAGGAUCCCUGGGAAUCAGCGAUUUGCGAGGCGCGAUUGGUGAAGAGGUGGACCCAUUGAGCCAGUCAGAUGUACCAUCUCUUUCUCGGUUUUUGGUAGACUCAUUGAUUUCAAAAGAUCGUUGUCGAGCAGGCUAUCUUUUUGACUGCGACAAGAACAUCCAAAUUGUCGCUGCCGACGUACGACUCGAGCGCCUGUGGAAGAUAAUUCGACGAUUCAGAUCUCAGGCACGAAGUGAAGGUAUGGUAUGCGGGUCGCUGGACCUCAGCUACAUUGGUGUAGCGGCCAUGUGGGCAGAAGAUAUCGCCACCGAUGAAAGGCGAUACGCCCAAGGCUCACCGGUUGCUGUUGCCGAAGCAAUUACUGGUCUCAUCACAUCAAAGAGUAUACCGCAAUUCGAGGGCGCACGAACAGGCUUUCCUGAACAUCGCCAACUCUGCUUAGCUCUUUGUGGGUGGAAGUUCACGAUUGAGACGCUGGAAGAAGAAUGUCAAGAACUCAUCGAACGUGGUCAGUACUAUCUCGCAAUCGUGCAGGCUGUUCUGCAUGGCUACAAGCACAUCGCUCUCAACCUGCUUCGAAGUCUUAUCCGGAGCAAGACGAUCCCGAACAUCGGCCUGGGUGCACUUUUGGCGUCGACUGAGAUCAAUGAGGAACAGCAUGAGAUGUGCUUGUGGAUGGAAGCCGAUGCUGAAGACCCGGCCCUCAAAGCUUUGCUGACAUAUCUGACUACUGGAGAUUGGAGAACUGUGAUGAAGACUACCUAUCUUGACUCUGAUUAUCGUAUUGCGCUUGGUUUGAAGUAUCUUAACGAUACGGAGCUGAGCGGAUUUCUGCAAGGCGAGACGGCUCGGGCUGUUCGCAAUGGAGAUCUGGAAGGCAUCUUGCUCACGGGACUCACUGAGCCCGCAAUGGAUCUGCUUCAGACCUAUAUAAACAAGACCGGCGACGUGCAGACCGCUGUACUCGCCAGUGCCUACGCCAACCCACGGUACAUAGACGACAUGAGGUGGGAUGUGUGGAAGGGAACGUACUUCGAACAGAUGCAGACCUGGCGUGCCUUCCACGAGCGGGCUAGAUUCACUGUUCAGCAUAAUGCACUCGCGGUGGAUCGUGACGGUCGAUCUUAUAAGCAAAGUCCAGUCACAACGAUCGACAUCGUUCGAGGGGUUCCAAUAAGGGCAGCAAUGGAGUCUCUAGACUUCCUGCUGCUGGAGAAGGCGGUACCACAUGCCUACAAUGCGGACGACAUUUACCGCGCUGCUCUCUUUGUGGUCAGUGGCUAG
This is a messenger RNA of Recurvomyces mirabilis, 1395 nucleotides long. RefSeq lists its product as uncharacterized. NCBI's taxonomy places the organism in Eukaryota, Fungi, Ascomycota, Dothideomycetes, Mycosphaerellales, Teratosphaeriaceae. Bases 1 to 1395 code for a protein of 464 amino acids. The transcript is spliced from 2 exons. Gene Ontology annotation, cellular component: cytoplasm. Gene Ontology annotation, biological process: positive regulation of TORC1 signaling. The record is from RefSeq and is a predicted model, not a curated record.